UGUCAUUAUAUUUUUAUUAUCAUUGUUCGUCGUCUCUCGCCCGUUGCAUAACCAUAUCCAUAAAAAUUCCUCUCCGCCAAUAUAUCUUCCUCGAAGAACACUCGCAUCUAGAAUUCGCAAAUAUAACACCUCUGCAGGGACAUUUCGGCAAAGGAAGUCAAUCCUGAAUUUCUCGCCGAUCAAUAUUUGGCGCAUGCUUCUGUUUCCGCGUUUCAGCGUUUCAGCGGAGAGACAGUGUGAUUUCAGUUCUCACGCUGAAAAUAGUCUCGGCCUGUUUCUUCUUUUCUCACGAACUUUCUGACUCUGCAACUGUCUUUCUGGCUUCUUUCACCUGCACUCCUUGAUAUGGCAGUUAAAAAAGUUGUGAAAUCUCUUCUUAAGUACUUUCGCAGAUUGCGUAGAAGUGACAGCAUCGAAUAUAUCGAAAUUUAAAGCGAACUGUGAAGAUUAUCGAGUACUUUACCACAACACUGGCGUUGCUUAAUGAGGAUUGAUUAUUGAGAAUUGGUGAAAUGGAUCCACAAGUUACUGACGAAGCUCCCAAAGAUCCUGGAGCUGAUCACAGAAUCAAACUUCCAUUCGAUGAAAGAGAUUUCGAAGGCCACAGAGCUCACAACGUGUUUAUCGGGGUCCACGUGCCUCCCCCAAGGCGGCAUUCCCACCGCCGCCAUAAGCACCACCACCGCAGCGCCCAGGAAAAUGGUGGUGCUCAACAGGAAGAUAAUAAACCCAGCACUCCUCCUUCCCAACGCGUGCAAUUCAUCCUCGGCGAAGACAUAAACGACGAGAAGCAUGAAAGCCAUCCCCUCUUCUCAGAGAUGGAGGAACUCAUCAUCGACGGCGAGGAUAUGGAGUGGAGAGAAACCGCCAGGUGGAUAAAAUUCGAGGAAGACGUCGAAGAAGGCGGAAAUCGCUGGUCCAAACCACACGUCGCUACUCUUUCGCUACACUCCCUCUUCGAACUGAGAAGCCUCAUACUCAACGGAAGCGUCAUCCUAGACAUGGAGGCUGUUUCCAUGGACCAGAUCGCGGACCUGGUUCUGGAGAACAUGAUCAACAACAACAGUUUGUCGCUGGAGAAGAAGGACAAAGUGAGGGGGGUGUUGCUGAAGAGGCACAGACACCAGCAUCAAAGGAAGCAUCACGGACUUCCAUUCAUAAGGUCCUUCAAUGAGAUGAGGAAUCAUUCGACUUCGAAAAAUAGGCAUUGCUUUAGCUGCGCCAACUUUUCUCCAAACGGCAGAAGAUAUAAAGAAUCAGCAGAUGAGAGGAAUCAUAAAAAAGAAAAUGGUUGCCAUCUUGCAGUCGAGGAACAAUUUUAUUCUGAACACGCUUCUGGAAAGUCGCCAGAUUCUGGAAAGUUUCUCGCCGUUCCUGGACACGGUACAGAAUCAAUGAGAAAAAGUGCGAGCUACGCCUCCAUCAGUAGAAACCAAAGCGGAAGCGAUCUGGGAAGCGACCAGCACAACUUGGCGUUCAUGAGAAAAAUUCCCCCAGGCGCAGAAACAAGCAAUAUUCUGGUGGGAGAGAUUGAUUUCAUCGACAAGACCCUGUCAGCCUUCAUCAGGCUCAACACGGCCGUCCAUCUGGGAGAUUUGACAGAAGUCCCAGUGCCAACACGAUUCCUGUUCAUUCUUCUCGGGCCAACUUCCCCAACAGCAGGCUACCAUGAAAUUGGCCGGGCAAUGGCUACCUUGAUGUCAGACGAGGUGUUCCACGAGGUGGCAUACAGAGCGCGCAAUAGGAGCCAUCUUCUAGCGGGAGUGGACGAAUUCCUGGACGCAGUUACAGUGCUACCGCCCGGAGAGUGGGAUCCUGCAAUACGUAUUGAACCGCCGGCGGCCAUUCCAUCACAAGACCCGCGCAAAAGACCACCAGAGAAACCUACCGAAGAGAUCGACGAAGUAGAAGAAGAGCAGAAGCUGAGAGAAGAAUCCGGUCUCGCUAGAACAGGAGUGCUCUUUGGAGGUCUCGUGAACGAUCUGAAGCGGAAAGCCCCGUGGUACUGGUCCGACUUCAAAGACGCCUUCGCCAUGCAGUGUAUAGCCUCCUGGAUCUUCUUAUACUUUGCUUGCCUGUCCCCUAUUAUCACUUUCGGAGGACUGCUUUCCGAAGCGACUGGGAAAAAUAUGGCGGCCAUGGAGUCCCUGGUAUCCGGGUUCGUCUGCGGUAUGGGCUACGGAUUUUUUUCCGGGCAGCCUCUGACUAUUUUGGGCUCUACGGGUCCGGUGCUGGUGUUCGAAACCAUCGUUUACGAAUUCUGUCAAAGCAUGGGGUGGGAUUAUUUGUCUUUCAGGUUUUGGAUCGGUACCUGGACGGCCGUGAUUCUCAUGGUUCUGGUGGCUAUCGACGCCAGUGCUUUCGUUUGUUACAUCACCAGGUUCACGGAAGAGAACUUCGCGACGCUGAUCGCUUUCAUCUUCAUAAUUAAGGCUUUUGAAAAUGUGAUAGCCAUAGGAAAGAAGUACCCGAUCAAUACGACGGGAUCUUUGAAUUUCUCGACUGACUGCUCCUGUUACUUAAAUGAGUCCGUUGCAGCCAGCUAUCCGGACAUAUCAAGCUACUCCACUCUCAACCAAACAAUAUGCCUUGAACUGAACGGAACUCUUUCUCCAGGAUGCUUCACUCCACCAUAUGCUUCUGACGUAUUCCUCAUGUCAAUUCUACUGUUUUUAGGAACGUAUCUCAUCUCCACUCACCUGAAGGACUUUAAGAACGCGCUCUUCUUCCCUUCUAAGGUUCGUCAAUUCAUCAGCGACUUCGCUGUUAUUAUAGCAAUUCUCUCCAUGACAAUGCUGGACUACAAAGUUGGCAUUCCGACUCCUAAAUUGGAGGUACCCCACGAAUUCAAACCAACCCUUCCCAACAGAGGCUGGAUCGUAUCGCCGUUCAAUAACAACCCCAUCUGGUCGGUAUUCUUCGCAUUACCCCCAGCACUCUUAGGAACGAUCCUCAUAUUCAUGGAUCAGCAAAUUACUGCUGUUAUAGUCAACAGGAAGGAGUUCAAACUGAAGAAAGGAUGUGGCUACCAUCUGGAUCUCUUCGUCCUGUCAAUUCUAAUCGAAAUUUGCUCCAUCAUGGGCCUGCCUUGGUUCGUCGCCGCUACAGUUCUUUCGAUAACCCACGUGCACUCCCUAAAACUAGAAUCUGAAUGUGCUGCCCCCGGAGAUAAGCCUAAAUUCUUGGGGGUCCGAGAACAGAGGGUCACGCAUAUUCUGAUCUUCUUGGCCAUCGGCUGCUCGGUGUUUCUGACUCCGAUGCUGAGCCACAUCCCCAUGCCGGUAUUGUUCGGGGUGUUUCUGUAUAUGGGAAUGGCGUCUUUGAAGGGGCUGCAGUUCUUCGACAGGAUCCUCAUCAUGUUUAUGCCGAACAAAUAUCAGCCGGACUAUAUGUUCCUGAGGAAGGUGCCAAUCAAAAAGGUCCAUUUGUUCACCAUCAUCCAACUGACGUGCCUGUUCUGCCUGUGGAUGAUAAAAUCCUUCAAUCAAACGUCAAUCCUGUUCCCCCUCAUGUUGGUGGUGAUGAUUGGGCUGAGGAAGUCGUUAGACUGCGUCUUCACCAGACGGGAACUUCAAAUUUUGGACGAUGUGAUGCCCGAAACGUCGAAGAGAACCCAACUGGAGAGCGAAGAGGCCCAGGACAAAACAGAAGGAAAUCCCCUAGAACUAGGGAACAAAGCUGGAAAUUUGAAAAUUCCUCUGGCCAAUGGAAACGUCAUGAAUAUACCACUGUCCGCCAUUAACAUAUCUGAAGAGGUCGAUAAAACUGGAAUCUGGCAGCACGUCAAUGAAAACCAGAAAGAGAAGGAGAAAAAGAAGAGCCCCAAAGGAAAAAACCGUUUCAAGAAAAAAAAACAACUGAAGAAGGACGAGAAGAAGGAGAACAAAUUGGAAAAGAGACUUUCUACGUGCGCUGAAGAGGAUGAUGAAGGGAUCACAAUUAAGGCUCCUCAAAACCAAACUCGACAACUAAAUGAAUACUAAAUGUUGCCAAGCAAGGAUCCAGUUGAAUUGAUUCCAAAGUAUAGUACUUUGAAAGUCUAUCGGAAACCGCCAAGUUUGAUAAGUCAUUUUUUAUACACGAAAUGAUAUAUUUUGUUACAAUGCUGGCUUACACUUGUCUUACACUUGAAGAAAAAUAGUGUAUGAUUAUUGUUAUCUUACGAUAUCUUUUUGAAUGAAACAAUUUGACUUGAAGUAUCGAGGUCAUUGAGAACUGAAAUAUACAUGAAAUUUCAGAAGUACACUGAAAAACUUAGUUUGUAUGAAAUAUUAUUGUCAGUUGUUCAAAUUGAUAUAGCAUUCAUAACAAAUUGGUUUCAAGCAUAAUUUUAUAUUAAAUCAAUAAUUUGUAGUCUUACCACACAGUGGUAAUAAUUGUACCCAAAUUGAAAAUACUGAACAAUUUUUGAGGCGAAAACUAUUCACAAAUUAGAAAAAAAUUAUAAUAUGGAUCAUUUAUUCGAAAAUAAUGCAAGGUGUCGGACCUGAUGUUUUCAUUUCAACGAAUAUUUCCUUCAAAGCAAAAAAAUGAAGGUUAGACAGCCAGUACAGCAACAAAACGCUUCUUCUGAAGAGAGUAUCGUUCAGAAGCGACAUCUAACGGACAUGUUAAAACUAGACCAGAUGGUAAAACAAAAACAAGGUCUUGUUACUGGUUAGCUGUUUGAGUAACGCCAUCUUCGGUAGAAAUUUUUUGCUAUAAAACUGACAACCUUAAAAUAAAGAUUCAUGUGUCAUUAACUGAUUCCAUUUGAUUCUUAUAUCGAUGCUUCCAGCUGAUAAUAUUUCAGGAAUAAAUCUUUGCGAAUACCACUCGAUCCAGAAGUUUUCUCAGAUAAAUGUUAAUUUCAUGACUCAAUUUUAUCGCUGUCAAUUUCAUGACUGAUCGGAAGAAGAAGAAGCGUUUUAUUGGUUUUAUCACUGUGGCCUGGCGGUCAAUUUUUUCAUUUCAUCGCAUUGAAGGAAAUUGUCAACAAAAAUUAUACUAUGGAUAAACUUCUCAGAUUGUCAGUUACAUGAGUUGUUUAGAAACAGUUUUAAUAUGGUGAAACACUUGCCUACUAUUUAUUCAUCCUCGCUAUCUAUUACUGGGUGAUAGAUUUCAACUUGCCAGGAUUUAGGGAAUGCUGAUGAAAAAAUGUCAAAUAUGUCAUAUAUUGAUCAAAUUUAUCUCAGAGUUUUUAGUACGAUGAGCAUACAUCGGCUAAGAUUUGGUACAGCUGAAAAGUUUGAGAAACCAUUCAAAAAAUGUAUCAAUAUGAUUCUUCCAUUAUGUUCUGUAAAGAAUAAUUUUCAUUGAAUAAGUUUUACGCGUCACCAGGCUUUUGUUAGCCUUUUCAAUAAUUGUUACGUUGAAGUGAUAGUUUUGAUGUGAACCUAAUCAUGGUUUAAUAAAAUAUUGUAUAUCGUCAACUUUAACUUUGAGAAUGGAUAUUCUCGAUUUGUGUGGCCCUUACGUAGACAGUUUUAUGUAAUGCAUUACAGAAAUUUUGUAUUAU
Messenger RNA from Leptinotarsa decemlineata (Colorado potato beetle), 5500 nucleotides. It is a transcript of the gene Ndae1, whose product is annotated as Na[+]-driven anion exchanger 1. The record is from RefSeq and is a predicted model, not a curated record. Lineage: Eukaryota; Metazoa; Arthropoda; Insecta; Coleoptera; Chrysomelidae. Gene Ontology annotation, biological process: regulation of intracellular pH; bicarbonate transport; monoatomic anion transport. Gene Ontology annotation, cellular component: plasma membrane. Gene Ontology annotation, molecular function: sodium:bicarbonate symporter activity; monoatomic anion transmembrane transporter activity; solute:inorganic anion antiporter activity.